UUCUGACCAUUGUUUACUAGCGCCACUCGGUACUUCCGAUCAGAGGCACAAGAUGGCGGACUCCAGCACCAAUUCCGAUUUGGCUGCACCAACCUCGUCGCAUCACGGCGAAACGGCUUCGAUCGCCGUGGUGGAUCUGGAGGAGGACGUUCAACAACCGAACGGCAACGAGAUCAACACAAAUACAACGGCGACAACAGACAAAAAGAGCUGUGCUGCGUCUUCAACACCCAAACACAGUAACAGUAAUAAUAAUAAUAAUAAUCAUUCACAACAACAACAACAACAACAACGGCGAGAGGAGGACGAGGUGGAGACUGACGAGGAAAACAUGUGUGGUGUUGAAGAUGACCACCUGGAAGAAGAAGAAGAAGAACACGACGACGACCAGAAUCAAGCAGAAGAUCAAGAUAUUGAUAUGCAAAGUCAUCUCGAUGCUCUGCAAGUUGUUUGUACGGCUGCGACGAACUCUGCCUCGUCGGAGGGAGAAGACGGCUGCUCGUCCUCCUUUAAUUUCCACAUGGAGAACAAACACACUCAAAGGAAAACAGACACAGACAUGAGGACUCUGAGUUCGUAUUUGAAAUCUUUAAACGAAAGCCGUAACCCGGAGAGGAUACCACCGGAUGAACUCGACAAUUAUUUAUCAAGUUUUUUCAUGGUUGUCCGAAAAGCAGAUGGAAGCGAAUAUGAACCAAAAACGUUAAGAGCAAUUAUGGCCAGCAUUGAACGCUAUUUAAGAUGCAGAAAUUACCCAGCUUCUAUCACUAGGGACUAUAUAUUUUCUAAAACCAGAGACUCGCUGAAAGAAAAGCAAAGAAUUCUUAAAGAACAGGGAAUCGGCAACAAACCCCGCCCCCCUGCUGAUCCCCUCGGUGUUUUAGUGGCACAAAGGGUUAAUCAGUUGUACGCUAAACAAAAUAUGGGUCCCUACAAUCCCCUUUCAGUUGUCAGCACUCUCAUUUUUGUUUUCAUUGUUCACUUCAGACUUCGUAAAGCAGUCGACCAUAAGAACUUAUUGUGGGGUGAUAUACAGCUAAAAGUGGAUAAAAACGGCCGAGAAUACCUUGUUUAUCGGCCGCAGAGUCUGCCAUCACUUCCACCCCAUAUAGAAAAUCACAUUCGUCGCACAUAUAACAUUUACGCUCAGCCUGAUCAACCGGAGCGCGAUCCCGUUGCUAUUUAUCACCUGUAUGCAGAGAAACGGCCUGCAUCGAUGAAAUACAGUAACUCACCAUUUUACCUUGGCAUUUUUAGUCUAAAUCCUUUACCGUUCCAAGACUGGUAUCGUGCCUCAGCCAUGGGAAUCAACAAACUUUGUGAUUUAGUUAAACAGAUUCGUUCGAUAACUGGUUUGCCCCGGGCUAUGUAUGCACAAGACUCUCCUUAUCUUAGCCCUCAGUUUAUCUCCAAUGCCUUGAUGGGACCGGAUCCCUCGAAGGGAGAUGUGAAGGGAGCUGCCGCUGCCGCCGCCGCCGCCUUAGCCAAUUCUCAAGACCUGUCCUGUAUGGAUACCGUUGUUUACAAUGUUGAUUCGGACAGCGAAAGUAUUACGGAACAGCAAUCAAAUAUGUCGUUUAUUGGAAGCUUGGAGAAUCACUCGAGUAUGGAUGAGAACAUUCACGGGGAAGAGGUUGCUUUGCACGAGAAAGAUGCUGCUGAUGAUGAAGAUGAUGAUGAUGAUGACGACGAAAAUGACCAACAUCCACUAUCAGAUUCUUUGAAUGCACAUAGAAUGUAUGCAGACAUUGCCAAGACUGAUUAUUCAGAAUGCGGACCAGCAAAUGCUACCCUCAGUCUACCCAAUAACUCACCACUCCAAUUAACAUAUGACAGCCCCAGGUAUAUGGACAGCCGCGAACAGGACGAUGUGUUUUUGACCCUGGAACAUGCAAAAGAGCAGUUUUUAUCGUUGCUACAAAAAAUGGAUAUUGAUGCUCUUGUUGCAUUUGAUAAAUGGUUGAAAAUGAUGCGGAUUAGUCGUAAUCCACUUACUGGUAAAGUGAUUUGUCGAGAGAAUGCUGUUGUUCAUAGCUCUGUCAACCCCCAGACUGCUGGUGCUGGUAACGAAGACAAUCUUUUACCUGAAGACCACAAAGAUCACACCGUGCCAACAAUUAGUGGAGUUUAUGGUUCCUUCCCCAACACCAAUAUUACCGUCAACAUCACACUGAGUCCGCAGGCCUUGAUGGGGCAGGGUCCCAUCACAGUAACGGCUAACACUGCCUCGUCAUCUCAUGAAGGUGGCGGCGGCAGUGGCACGCACAGGUCAUCUGGCGGCAACAAUGCUGCAGUCAGUGGGAGCAAUUCUUUGCCAAACGGGAUUCGCUGUGCCACUUCAUCUUCUGCUACAACCACUACCAUUGAUCUUAGUCAAGCCGGACCAUCGACUUCAAGAAGCAGCACCAUUGCUGAAGAUAGAAUCCAUGCGUUGGCAAUCGGUAGCUUUUCACAUUCCAAAUCUCAUAGUGCCCGUACGUCUCAGCCAGGCGUGAAAGUUGUAGCUACAAACUGUAGUAGUAGUAGUAGUAAUAGUACCAACUACGAGCACCCGAACCAACCUGCAUUCCCCAUUCAUUUGGUUCCGAAUAACGCUAGUUACGAUGGCAGUGGUAGCAGCAAAAAGAGUCGUUUGGACAUGACGGCCGUGUUGUCCGGACCGACUAACCUAUCCAACUCCGGACAAGUUGAACACAAUCAAAGUACAGAACGGUCGCGCUUUAAGCGGAUUCUUCCCAAACCAAGCAGCAAUUACCUACGCAACCCUUCAUCUGCUUCUCACCACGGCUUGGCAGCGAGUUCCACAUCUUCUUCUUCCUCUUCCUCUUCCUUCAGACACAGUACUGGCAGCAAUCAGAACCGGUUGGCCUCAGCACCGUCGUCGCUCAGCACUUCGGCCUUGACCGCAACCUCUUCCACGCAAAACCGCUACGUGUCCAUGCCUUCGAAAGACGGACAUUCUUCUUCGGAAAACUCAGUCAUUUUCAUAAAGCAGGACCCGGAUUGACUACAGAAUGCAGAUGUAUCCUCCAGUGGCUGCUUCUCAUCUCACAGUGCCACGACACUAAUUUACCAUAGUGUCUACCUACAGCAGUCACUUUAUCUCUCUAUACUAGUCAGUUAUUCUAGAGCACCACAUUCUCUUUGCUGGUUGAUUUUCUUUCUUCAAGUGGGGGACAUCAAUUAUUAUUAUUAUUAUUAUUAUUAUUAUUAUUAUUAUUACUAUUAUUAUUAUCAUUAUCAUUACUACAAUUACUACUAUCUUAAUUACUAUCAUUAUCAUUAUUCAUUAUCGUUGCUAUUGGUUUUCAUUAUUUUCUUAUUCCAACAAUAUUUACAGAGUCUGGUUUCCCCAAAUUCUUCACAAGCUUCUCUAAUAUUCUCACAGUUUUUUUUUUCUUUUCUAUUAAACGGAACGGAACAUCGAAGCUUUUCAGUGAAGAACGGAAACUUUGUGAAAGAAAUGUGUCUUAGUCACCUUUUUUAUUAAUUUAUUAUUAUUAUUAUUAUUAUUAUUAUUUGAAAUUUAAUUUUUACACAAUCUCUAUGAUUUUUACAUUGUCUACAUAAAUACCCGAGCACUUCUAAGCUUUAUCUUCCUCCAAUCAGCAAAAAAAAACAACAAAAAAGAGUGCUCCACAAUUUAAUUAAAUUUAAAUAUUUUUUUUUUUCGCAAAACGUUAUGAUAAUAGCAACAUGCCUUUUUUUUUUUUUUCCAAAAGAAAAAACAUCAUUCCAAAUUGUUUUUGUUUUUUUUUUUUACUUUUUAUAUUCAAAAAUCGAGGAACUUGUUCCAAAUCUUGAGUAAAUGCCAAAAAUUGGGAACACUGACAAUUCCAUUGGUUUGUCUGUUCCGAUUUUUUUUUUUUUUUACCAAACAAUGUGUACAUAGACCAACAACAUCUGCCUAGAUAUUAACACCUCGCCUACGUGUAUCUCGGCACCUUUCUGUGUUCACCAUAUUCCUUAAAAUUAACUCAAUCUCAUAUAAACUCCGUUCUUCUUUUAUUGUCUGUAACAAUAUUUUCUUUUUAUUUUUGUUCUGGUCUUUUCCUGUUU
This is a messenger RNA of Octopus sinensis (East Asian common octopus), 4059 nucleotides long. RefSeq lists its product as uncharacterized. The coding region runs from base 53 to 3007 and encodes 984 amino acids. Lineage: Eukaryota; Metazoa; Mollusca; Cephalopoda; Octopoda; Octopodidae. The record is from RefSeq and is a predicted model, not a curated record. The transcript is spliced from 4 exons.